UUAUUUAUUUUAUUUGUCUCUUAUUGAGACUAGUUUUUUUGAUAAGUUUUAAAAUUAUUUCUGAUUUUAAAAAGCAAAAUUUUCAUUCAAAAACCGUUGUUCAAUAUGGGUGAACAACAAAAAACAAUAUGGCAAUUGUUGUUAUUCUUGGCAAUAAUAUGUAUACAACAAUCAGUUCAACAAAAGAAUCCACAUUACAUUGGUAAUCGUACAACAAUGGUUCAUUUAUUUGAAUGGAAAUUUGAUGAUAUUGCCAAAGAGUGUGAACAAUUUUUAGGACCAUACGGUUAUGGUGGCUUACAAACAUCUGUAAUUACGGAAUGUAUUGUAAUUAGAAAUAGUGAGGUCAAACGUCCUUGGUGGGAACGUUAUCAGGUCAUGAGCUAUAAAUUUAUAUCACGUUCUGGUAAUGAGCAACAGUUUAGGAAUAUGGUAAGGCGGUGUAACGAUGCUGGCGUUAGAGUAUUUGUGGAUAUAAUUUUAAAUCAUAUGACUGGUAAUAAUGGUGAAAAUGUAGUUGGAACCGCAGGAAGUACUGCAAAUACAGGAGAAUCAAAGUAUUAUCCCGGUGUACCAUACGAUAAAUCUCAUUUCCAUAAAACAUGUUCUAUAGAAAAUUGGAAUGAUGCAAACCAGAUCAGAUUUUGUGAGUUGGUUGGAUUGCGUGAUUUGGACCAGUCUCAAGAUUAUGUCCGAAAGAAUAUUAUUGAUAAAUUAAAUCGUAUGGUUGAUGCAGGUGUUGCUGGAUUUAGGGUUGAUGCAGCUAAACACAUGUUACCAUCUGAUUUGAAACAUAUUUAUGAUAGUGUACAAAAUUUAAGAUUGGAUCAUGGUUUUCCAGAAAAUGCGAGAGCUUUUAUUACACAAGAAGUAUCGGAUUUUGGAGAUCCAAAGGAUCCAGUAAAACGAGAAGAAUAUUUACCGAUUGGCACAGUUACUGAAUUUCGAUUCGGUAAGGAACUAACAAACCAUUUUGGAGGUGGAAGUCAAAUAAAAUAUUUAAAAACAUUUGGAACAAGUUGGGGCUUAAUGAAAAGUGAAGAUGGUUUAGUAUUUGUGGACAAUCAUGACACUCAACGUGAUGGUAAUGUCCUUACUUACAAAAAGUCGAAACCAUAUAAGAUGGCAGUUGCGUUUAUGUUAGCGCAUCCACACAGCAAAAUUCCUCGUGUGAUGUCCAGUUUUGCAUUUGAUAAUAAAGAACUUGGUCCACCAAUGGAUGGCAAUGAAAAUAUCAUCAGUCCAAAAAUAAAUGCGGAUAAUUCAUGUGGAAAUGGUUGGGUUUGUGAACAUCGUUGGCGACCAAUUUAUGGAAUGGUUCAAUUCAAAAAUGUUGUGGGUGAGGACGCUCCGUUAACAAAUUGGUGGGAUAAUGGUAGUAAUCAAAUUGCAUUCUGUCGCGGAAAUCGAGGAUUUAUUGCAAUUAAUAAGUCUGGAAACCUUAAGCAAACAUUACAAACAUGUUUACCCAGCGGAAAAUAUUGUGAUGUGAUUACUGGUGAUUUAAUUAACAACAAAUGUACUGGCAAAGUAGUGACCGUUGAUGGAAAUGGAAAUGCUUUGAUCGAAAUUAAGGAAUCUGAAGACGAUGCAGUGCUUGCAAUUCAUAUACAGUCAAAACUUGCUGUAUCUAAAUUGUAAGAAGCUAAAUUAUUUUUACUAAAUAAAUAACAAAAAGUCCA
Chrysoperla carnea is the source of this 1682-nucleotide messenger RNA. RefSeq names its product alpha-amylase-related protein-like. Bases 106 to 1641 code for a protein of 511 amino acids. Gene Ontology annotation, biological process: carbohydrate metabolic process. Gene Ontology annotation, molecular function: cation binding; alpha-amylase activity. Lineage: Eukaryota; Metazoa; Arthropoda; Insecta; Neuroptera; Chrysopidae. The record is from RefSeq and is a predicted model, not a curated record. The transcript is spliced from 7 exons.